Molecule: messenger RNA, 2967 nt
Organism: Toxoplasma gondii ME49
Lineage: Eukaryota; Apicomplexa; Conoidasida; Eucoccidiorida; Sarcocystidae
Product: uroporphyrinogen decarboxylase
Exons: 10
Coding region: 705-2702 (665 amino acids)
Biological process (GO): heme biosynthetic process
Cellular component (GO): cytosol
Molecular function (GO): uroporphyrinogen decarboxylase activity
Source: RefSeq, a predicted model, not a curated record
GUUGUUUCAAGGAAAGACGAACGGGGGGACAGGAGGCAGAAAGAAGCGUAAUCGGCGCCCCAAAAGAGACGCACUUAGCAUGACAGGAAAGCUGGGGAAGAGGGGAGGAAGCAUAUGCGGAAGAAGUCCACGGUUUCUGUGUCCUGCUUCGAGGAAAGUCGAGAGACAGGAAAGGAGACCUCUCUGUUGAGAAAGCAGGCUUGGAGUUGAAGGUCCCGCAUCCUCUGAACGAAGGAGCAGUUGUUUUCGGCAUUUCUUCGGACUCCAGAGCAACCACCGCAGCUGUCUGCGUUCUUCCACUUCAUGCUUCUCAAACACCCGCGUUUAGGGCCUUGCGCAAUCGACGGCUCGACGCCGGUGUAGAGGCACCCAACAACCGAGAUGAAAAAGAGAGAAAACAGUUCUCGUCUUCCAGACGGAAAUUGAAUUCUUUGAGGCGAGUGGCAACAGACAGGAAACGCGGUUCCGCCCUCGGACACUCCUUCGUCUCGGUACCCUUCGGUGCCGGCGAGAGAAGCGCGAUUUUUGAGGUGAAGUACGCCUGGACCUCCAAGUGGGAAGUUCGUUCCUGUGCGUUCCUAUCGUCGGCCUCGUCACGUCUCUCCAGCCUCCGGAUUCUCCGUUUCUCGGCUUUGAGAGAGUCGCUACGCCUCUGCAACUUCGUCCUCUUUCGUCUGUUCCUUUGACUUCUCUUCGCGUGAAGAAUGCAGGCGUCCUCCUCCUCUCCUUCCCUUCUUGACGAGCGAGAGUCUUCCUUGCCGCCGAGGCUGAGCAUAUUCGUUUGUACAAAGUCCAUGUCUGUGCUGCAUCUCCUUUCUCGUUCCAGGACGCCUCGUCCGCUUCGACUCCGCUCUCCCUUCUCGUUUGUCUGUCUCUGCUUCUUCGUUGCUCUCUUCCACUUUCUCGGCGCGUUUUCGACCUGCCGUCAGCUGCCCGUGUCUUCUCGCGGAGACGCGGCGCACAUGGACAUGUCCUGGUGGCGAGGCCCAGGUGUACAUACAGCUCACGCCUACGGCUUCUCGGAAGACAGAGGCGAGACCGGCCUGCACUCGCUCGCGCCGUCUCUCUCCGGAAACUCGAGUCGGACGGAACGACAUCCACACCACGUUCUCCCUCGAGUUUCUCAGAGCCAAGAGGAAAGGCGAGAGACAGAAGAGCGCGACAGCGAGGACGCUGCUCGAGCCAAAAACGAGUGGACGGCUGCGGAGAAGGAGCAGCUGUUGCAGUCUUCUCUCGGAUUUUUUUCUGGCGGCGUUCGCUCCUUCUUCUUUCCGAAGGGAACUGCAAAUAUGACCCUGGAGAGCGCCGGAAGCGAGAGGACCGACGACGCUCCGCCCGCUCUCUACACGCUGACACCCGAUGACGAAAGGGCCUUGAUUCGAUCACAGAGGACGGCUUACAAAGCCAAUCCCAGAGAGCCGCUGGUUAACGACAGUCUUCGCCGCGCAGCUUUGGGACCCGCACGCUACGCGCGUCUCGUAGAGAAGACGGUCGAGCUUGCGACUGCAGGUCGGCAUGGCGGAGACACAGAGCAGAAGACCGUGGGAGAGGAACCCUUCCUCACUCCUGUCUGGAUGAUGAGACAAGCUGGAAGAUACUUGCCGGAAUUCCGCAACAUGCGACGUCAGCACGGAUUUCUCGAGGUGUGUCGAGAUCCUCGACUCGCGUCGGAGCUCACCUUGCAACCUUACCGUCGGUUCCCUCAGCUGGACGCCGUCAUAAUUUUCUCGGACAUUCUCGUCAUUCCUGAGGCCAUGGGGAUGAAGUUGUCAAUGGAAGAAGGUGUAGGCCCACGGUUUGCGUGGCGCAUUGAGAGUCCAGCGGACAUGCAGAAACUCAACUUCAAACCAGACAUCGAAGAGACUCUCGGCUACGUGUUCGACGCAGUGUAUGUCACAUCUCAGCAGCUGGCGGGCGCCAUUCCUCUGAUUGGUUUCUGUGGAGGGCCUUUGACACUUUUGACUUACAUGGUUGAGGGUGGAGGCAGCAAAACAUGGAGACAAGCGAAGAAGUUUGUCUACGAGCACCCCGAGGCAACUCACACUCUUCUUCAAGUUAUCACCGACAUCUGUGUCGAGUACCUCGUUGGCCAGGUCGACGCCGGAGCUCAAGUCCUCCAGGUUUUCGACACAAAUGCUAGCCAGUUUGCUGCAGAGACCUACGACGAAAUUGGAGCGCCGUACAUGGCGUCCAUUGCAGAGAGAGUGAAGGCGCGACGGCCUCACGUGACGAUGAUUGCGUUCCCGAAGGACCGGCCAUCGGCUGGCUUUGCGGACUCCGCAUUCGAUGUGAUUUCUUUGGGCUCUUCUGCGGAAAUCGAAAGCAUGCAACGCCGGUUCUCCGGCCAGUGCGAGGAGAAGAUUGACCAAGUGACAGCGGGCGAGGCGGAACUCACACGGUCCGAUGCGUCGGCGACAGAGUCUGACAGAGAUAGAAAGAGCGACGUCCGCGGCGACAGAAAGGCGCUGCAAGGCAACCUAGAUCCGCAGGUCUUAUAUACAGACACUGCCACAAUUAAAAGGGAGACCGCGAAGAUGAUACGCCGAUUUGGUGUCGGUCGCCACAUCGCGAAUCUCGGCCACGGCAUGGAACCUGAGAUGAAACCUGAACAUGCUAAGGCGUUCAUUGACGGCGUGAAGGAGGCUUCGGCGGCUUACAUUCGAGAACUCCGCGGGGAGGGCCAAGAUACCUCAACAGUUUGAAGAGAAGCAGAAAAGGAACGAGUGACUUACUGGGGGAGCACGCGUUUACACAAGACGCUCUGUGAAGACAGACCCUAUCAGGGGCUUCAGGUGCAAGUCGCUCUGUCCCUGGCACCUUGUAGAGACAGGGAUCACCCUAAAAAGCGGUCUCGAUUCGUGAGUUGCGCUUGCAUACUUGUCUCUGGUUACCAGCCUAUUCACGAUAUUCUCACUUUCCUCCGUGUCGCUGCUUUCGAUUCUUUCUGCUGUGGUUGCUGCACACACA